UACAGACAUCUGUAUUUACUGACAGCCACAGUGAUCAUACAAGCUGCAGUAAUCCUACUUGAAUUACAGUUCUUGUCUUUAGAUAAAGUCUGUGACGCUGAGAUUACUUCAAUAAAAAUGGAUGAGGACUUUGUGCCAUUGCGAAACAGAGAAGCCAGCCCUUGGGAGGAAGGUUUCAGUGAAGAAGAUGAGGACAGUGUGGAUCUGACUGACAAAGGUCACGAGUGUACCUCAGAGAGGGCAAGCAGCUGGGGGUUACUUCCUCAUGUGUGCCUGAGGCAUGUGUUCAGGUUUCUUUGUGACCAUGAUCGCAUGAGUGCAGACCUGGUUUGUCGUCACUGGCACCAUGUCAUGCACUCUCCCUCUCUCUGGCGCUCCCGCUUCUUUUACUUCAGUGGUCAGCGGCAGUCCAGAUCCAGGCAGGCUGAAUACUGGUCUGCUGUGACCUACGCCCGCUCUCUGGGAGCCUACCUGGAGAAGCUGGAGGUGUGUGUGUGUCCUCCACACAAUUCUUUGAUGGCCAGGCGACUAGAACAAGCCCUCAUCGGGCUACUGUCUGAGCUUACCAGGUUAAACGCCCCACUGCGAAUCCUUUCUAUUGUAAGGCUGGAGUUGGACCGGACUUCGUGGACUUUAAAGCACAAGAACUCUUUAGUGAACUGCCUGAUUAACUUCCUCCACAGAGGAUCCUCAAGGCUCACCUCUGUCUGCCUGAACGGGAUGCGAAAUGGCUUGCAUCAAGGCCUGGAGCUGCUUUCUGCCCUGGCACAUUCUCAGAUGCACCGCUACCCCCAGUGCUAUAUCUCAUCUCUGGACUUGAGGGGCUUCUUUUCUGACACUGUGCGCGUCCCCUUUAACUUCAACAUUCCCCACAGACUGCGCCACCUGCAGGGCCUCACCGACCUGAGUAUGAAUUACUCCUGUCUGUCGGAUGAGCUGCUGAAUACUCUCCAGUGCAGGCACAGAGGAUGGAGGUGGCAAUUUAGAAGAGAUGCGAACACCUUGCAAACAUUUUCACUGUACUGCGCUUGGAACGAGCCCCAUGAACAGUUGGUGUGUGGUGACUCAUGGGCAUCUUUAAAAUCAAGCAGCCCAGACCUGAAAGUCAGGUUUACGGUGGACCAAGUCAUCGACACAAACCAGCUGGCGAGGAUACUGCUGCCCGAGAUUCUCCUGACAGAAUACACCAUGACGGCUUUCUACUCCCCCGACACAAACUGGAGUGCCAGGCCUGUCCUCUGUGAAAUGCUGCCUUGGUACAGAUGCAGUCUCCAGUAUCUGACCCUGGACCUGAGCAACUGCAAUGAAUCACUGGACGAGGAGCUGCUGCAGCUGGUUACUUUGUGUGAGUGUCUGAAGCAGCUGAAAGUCUGGGCUUUCCUGGAAAUCAGCACCGCGCAGAGGCUGCUGCACAUCAGACUGACACAAAGGAAAUUACUCAACAAGAUCCGGGUGAGAAUGUACUCAGUACUCAAUGACAUCGAAGAGCAGGAAGACCAACUGGAGGAAAUAUUGUCUUCCUACCUGCCUCUUCCUCCUGAACUGGAGUUUUUGGCAAUAGUCUACCCCUUUCUUGAUUGAUGAACACAAGAGGAGUUGAUAAGCAAAAACAAAAACAAAAAAAGAAAUAAAAAAAACAUGAAGCAUGAAACUCAAUUGUUUUACAAAUCAAUAACCACACA
Scatophagus argus is the source of this 1682-nucleotide messenger RNA. RefSeq names its product F-box only protein 39-like. Bases 118 to 1581 code for a protein of 487 amino acids. Gene Ontology annotation, molecular function: protein binding. The record is from RefSeq and is a predicted model, not a curated record. Lineage: Eukaryota; Metazoa; Chordata; Actinopteri; Scatophagidae. The transcript is spliced from 6 exons.